Canariomyces notabilis is the source of this 1956-nucleotide messenger RNA. RefSeq lists its product as uncharacterized. Lineage: Eukaryota; Fungi; Ascomycota; Sordariomycetes; Sordariales; Chaetomiaceae. Bases 1 to 1956 code for a protein of 651 amino acids. The transcript is spliced from 2 exons. The record is from RefSeq and is a predicted model, not a curated record.
AUGACCUCCGCCGUCCUGCUCCGGACUUGCUUUGUCUCGGCUUGCGCCAACGCUCUUUUCAACAAACGUGACAACCAUCCGCUAAGCGUCCACAGGGCUGUUGUCGUCGCCAGAAGAACGGCCCGCCCUUCAACCCACUCUUGCAGGCGCCGCUCCUUGCGCCACCGCCUUGCAACCUUGACUACCAGCUCCUGGCUCCGGCGAAGGACUUGGCGAUUGGCUUGUCGCAUUGAUAUCUGGCGCAAACCCCUACAUUCGUUCAGGCAAAAUAUGCCUGCCUCAAAGAGGGCCGAGGCAGCCAGCUGCGAACCGAACAUGCGAGACAACAUUAUUCAGACGACUUCUCAGCAGCAAAGUCUAAUGGGAACUAUGCUCAACGGCGUACCGGCUGUUCAAGAGCGGCGCCGUCCAGAGCGUGGAGGGAGCCGCGAUGAAACCAAACCGCGGCGAUUGCCUGAUGAGCCCCUUGGGUCGCCCGCUUCCCUCACGGACGACCUGACGGAGACGCGCUCCACAAGGUCCGCUUCUACAGCCUCGCGGACCACCAACAGGCUAUCAUUGACUCUUCCAAUUGCACCCCCAACCGCCUACCCUUCGCGGCCUACGCCUGGCUCGGCGACAGUGCCAGCGUUUCCCCCGACACCGCUCGACACGCCUUCGGUACUGUCUCCCGUUGACCCUAACGACUUCAUCACUGCCAUAGCAGCGCAGGAGCGUCGAGUUCUGGAACUACGGGAAGACCUUAGUCGUGCAGAGUCAGAGCUUGCAAGGCUAAAGAAGCAAUAUGCUACGUAUGAGGCCUACAAGAAGCGGGCCGAGCGGCGCAACGUGGAGCCCCUCCGCGGCCUCGGUCCGGCUGUGGAGUUGUAUGAUGAGACAGCGAUCCGCCGCAGCGUUGAGCUUGACCGGAGGAAGGCGCUACUUGGCCAACAAAACCAGCAGGCAACUCCCGAGCGGAGCCGGAGGCGCGUUUUUACCGGCAGCCAUACGCGGACCCUCUCGCUGCUCUCCCCGACGAAGCCGACUGGAGGAUCUGAGGACGGACCCGAGAGCCGCAAAAGUGAGCCCACCGGUCGCUAUGCUCCCGUCACACCAGAGCUGCUAGCUAAGCGGGCAUCCUGGGCUCCACGGUCGACGCAAACGAGCGGAGUGAAGCAGAUCGCCCAGGACCUGAAAGCCGGGCUCUGGACAUUCAUGGAGGAUCUCCGACAAGCCACGGUGGGCGAUGAGCCGAUUACUGGACAAGGAUUGUAUCUGAGGGAUGGAGACGGUAACAUGAGGCAAACCUUGAAUGGAAGUCUCGGCAGGUCGAGCAGCGCUGGCGACCAGGAUACCAUCCGCGCAACAGGCGCCAACUCGAGGCCAAGAGUGACAUCUGCCUUCGAGGGAACGGCCGCCUCAGAACCGCCAGCUAAUGUCACCAAUAAAGACGACAAGGAGACGAGAGAAGAGGAGGGAAAGGACCGCGAAGCUGCCCCUUCGAGACCGAGGACCCUCCAAAGAUCCAAAACCGACGCCGCAAAGCCGUCAAAGCGCUUCUCGUGGACCCCAUUGACGGUUGAUUCAUAUGAUGACAACGACUGGUCCAACUGGGACAGCCCCAACGUCUCCUCGCCGAGGUGGAGCGGCACCACCGUGAAUGGGGAUAUCAUUCCCACAAUCCCCGAAAAGCGGGACGGCACGGAGACUCCUCAGAAACAGAAGUCAUCCAAAGCCCCCGACUCCUCCUCCUCGGCCCCCUCCCCUUCCGCGGCGUCGUCCAUAUCCAUGCCCAUGAUGUCCGCCACCAACAAGCUCGAGGAGCUCCUCCCACCCGUCCUGAACCGCCUCACACCAAGCAACAUCAAACGCACCGCCGCCGACUUCAUGAAGGAGUGGGAGAGGAGUCUCUCACCGCCCGACCUCUACACGCCAGUUGCUGCUGCUGCUACGGGAGGCAAGGAAAAGGGCGUGUGA